CAAGUGUUCGUGUCACAGUCACAAAACAGUACUUGCAAAGUUGCAAUGGUGGGAGCAAAUACUGUGCUGAAGGGGAGAAGCACCUUCCUUCUUUUCUCCUCUCGCCCUCUCCUCUCUCCCAUUUUCAACCAUUUACCCUACAGUAUCACCAUCAAGAACGCUAGUCCCUGCCGCCGGCAGCACUCGCUAUCCCAUCCGUCCACUUCUCUCCAAUACUGUGAAUUGAGUCGCCGGAAAAUGGCCGCUCCGCUCCCAUUAUACGGACGAGGAGACGGAGGAUUGCUCUCCGAGUUUUCCUGCAGCGCCACCGCCGACUCUUCUUCCGCCAAAGACGACGGUAAUCUUGAUCCUGAUAACCCUGCGGGCGAUUCCGGUUCGGGAGAUUCGUCUUCUCGUAAUCAGGUUACGGCGGAGCUCAAGGACGCGGCGAACACACUGGACAUUAGGGUUGGGAAAAUCCUCAGGGCCUGGAAACACGGGGAGGCCGAUUCCCUUUAUGUAGAAGAGGUCGAUAUGGGCGAGCCCGAACCUAGAACUAUCUGCAGCGGCCUUGUUGACUAUAUCCCGCUCCAACACCUUCAGGACAAGUACGUGAUUGUCCUUGCUAAUUUGAAGCCAAGAAAUAUGCGUGGUGUUAAGUCUUCUGGGAUGCUUAUGGCAGCUUCUUGUGCGCUGCAUCAUAAUGUCGAGCUUCUCAUGCCACCUGAGGGUUCUGUUCCGGGUGAAAGGGUGUGGUUUGGUUCAGAUGAUGAAAAAGACACCUUACCCGAGGCUGCAACACCCAAUCAGGUUCAGAAGAAAAAGAUAUGGGAGUUAGUGCAGCCACAUCUCAGAACCAAUGAUUCUUUUGUUGUUAUGUUGGGCCCGCACUGUAUGCGAGCACCAAAGGGCGUUGUGGUCAGCAGCUCUUUAGCUAAUGCAAACGUGUCGUAAUCAAUCAAAGUGACGGCUUGUUGACAUAGUGAAGACAUGGGAAGAUUUCAAGCAUUACUGCUUGUAAGUUUUCUUGGCUCUCAAUCCUCUCAUGGAUCGGAACACAUUCUUGUAAGGAUACGGGUGGCCUGCAGCAUAUUCAGAAUGACGUUUUUUUGGGUGAUUAGACUUGAUGAAGACAUGUUGAUUAACAUGCACGAAUGGUUUUUGACGUUGAUUUGAGUUUUAAUGUCGAGAUAAGAUUGACAUCUCUCGGAAUAAUGGGAGGACUUGUUACGGCAUGCAGGUAAGACUAGUCCUCUGGCUGAACCAAAGAGCUAUUCUAAAGUCUCAUGUUCCAAUCAAGAUUAAUGCUUCUUCUCCAUCUCAUAAACUAGCCAAUGAAUCUUAUUAGUCAUUAUUGCUUGUCUUUAACCCCCCACUGAUAAUGAGGGGCAACUGAGCAUGCUUAUCAUCUGAGAGAACUCUUCUUCCAACUUUCAUUGUGUGAUAAUCUGCAACACUUUUGGAGAUACUUGUAAAAAGAGUUGUCACGCCGUGUAGGUACUUGUGAAAAGGAUGAAAAGGGGUUUUUCCAAAGUUGACUGGGCACAAAAGUUAAGAAAAUGAAAGAAUAUGA
Molecule: messenger RNA, 1552 nt
Organism: Cuscuta campestris
Lineage: Eukaryota; Viridiplantae; Streptophyta; Magnoliopsida; Solanales; Convolvulaceae
Source: the annotation of a GenBank genome assembly